AGGCCGCUAGUUGGCGCAUGCGCACUGGGGCGCGAGCCGGACUCCGGGAAGAAGGCGGCGGCCGAGGCGGGGGCCGGGCCCCUGUUUACUCGGAGGAGGGCGCGGCGGCAAGAUGGUCAUGGCGCAUUUCGUCGAGAGCUUCUGGGGUGAAAAAAAUAGUGGCUUUGAUGUUCUUUACCAUAACAUGAAACACGGACAGAUAUCGACAAAGGAUCUAGCAGAUUUUGUACGAGAGAGAGCUACAAUAGAAGAGGCGUAUUCUAGAUCAAUGACAAAAUUAGCAAAAUCUGCAAGCAAUUAUUCACAACUUGGAACAUUUGCACCAGUGUGGGAUGUAUUCAAAACAUCUACAGAGAAGUUAGCAAAUUGUCACUUGGAUCUUGUUAGAAAAUUACAAGAAUUAAUAAAGGAAGUUCAGAAAUAUGGAGAAGAACAAGUAAAAUCACACAAAAAGACUAAAGAAGAAGUUGCUGGAACUUUGGAAGCUGUUCAAACCAUUCAGAACAUAACUCAGACCCUCCAGAAAUCCAAGGAGAACUACAAUGCCAAGUGUGUAGAACAGGAACGUUUGAAAAAAGAAGGAGCUACGCAAAGAGAAAUAGAAAAGGCGGCUGUUAAAUCUAAGAAAGCUACAGAUACCUAUAGACUCUAUGUGGAAAAAUAUGCGUUAGCUAAAGCUGAUUUUGAACAAAAAAUGACAGAAACAGCUCAGAAAUUUCAAGAUAUCGAAGAGACUCAUCUCAUCCACAUAAAGGAAAUUAUAGGAUCUUUGUCAAAUGCUAUAAAGGAAAUUCAUUUGCAAAUAGGCCAGGUUCAUGAAGAGUUUAUAGAUAACAUGGCUAACACUACAGUUGAAAGUUUGAUACAAAAAUUUGCUGAGUCAAAAGGCACUGGGAAAGAAAGACCUGGCCUUAUUGAAUUUGAGGAGUGUGAUCCUGCUGGCGCAGUCGAAGGUAUAAAACCUAGGAAAAGAAAGACUUUUGGUUUACCAGGAAUAAUUAAAAAAGAAAAAGAUGCAGAAUCUGUGGAGUGCCCUGAUGCAGACUCACUUAACAUUCCUGAUGUGGAUGAAGAAGGCUAUAGUAUAAAGCCAGAAGCCAACCAGAAUGAUACCAAAGAUAAUCAUUUCUACUCAUCUAGUGAUUCUGAUUCUGAAGAUGAAGAACCAAAGAAAUACCGCAUAGAAAUCAAGCCUGUGCAUUCAAAUGAUUCCCAUCACACAGCGGCCUCCUUGGAUGAGUUGAGAGUAUCCGUAGGGAAUAUCACACUCUCCCCUGCAGUGUCUGUGCAGAUGAAUCGGAAUUCAUCUAGUGAAGAGUUAGCAAAAUCGAGGGCUUCUGCUGCAUCAAAUGAGAGAGGGCCCAGUGACCUCCUGGCUUGGGACCCCCUGUUUGGAUCAUCGCUGGAGCCCCCUGCAGCUCCGCCCCCAUCGGCGUCAGCCAGGCCCACGACUCCUCUUUCUGUGGGUACCAUUGUCCCACCUCCAAGACCUGCUUCCAGACCAAAGCUGACUUCAGGCAAACUCAGUGGCAUCAAUGAAAUACCCAGGCCAUUCAGCCUUCCUGUAACUUCCAGCGCCAGCCCGCCUCCUGCUGCCCCCCUCGCCAGGGCAGAGAGCUCUUCCUCCAUCUCCUCGUCUGCUUCUGUGAGUGCUGCCAAUACGCCAACAGUAGGUGUGUCACGAGGUCCCAGCCCUGUGAGCCUGGGGAGUCAGGACACCCUACCUGUGGCCAUCGCCCUCACCGAGUCUGUCAAUGCCUACUUCAAAGGAGCAGACCCCAGCAAGUGUAUCGUGAAGAUCACAGGUGACAUGACCAUUUCCUUUCCCAGUGGGGUCAUUAAGGUCUUUACUGGCAACCCGUGUCCUGCUGUCCUGUGCUUCCGGGUGAAACACAUCAGCAGGCUAGAGCAGAUCCUUCCAAACGCGCAGCUUGUGUUCAGUGACCCAUCACAGUGUGGUUCUAACACGAAAGAUUUUUGGAUGAACAUGCAAGCAGUUACCGUCUACCUCAAGAAACUCUCAGAGCAAAAUCCAGCUGCUUCUUACUAUAACGUGGAUGUAUUGAAGUAUCAGGUGUCAUCAAAUGGUAUUCAGUCCACUCCUUUAAAUCUUGCAACAUAUUGGAAAUGUGCCACCGGCACCACUGAUGUGAGAGUGGAUUAUAAGUACAACCCCGAGGCGAUGGCAGCACCGAGUGCCUUGUCCAACAUACAGGUGGCUGUCCCGGUGGAUGGAGGAGUGGUGAACAUGCAGUCCCUCCCACCUGCAUUAUGGGAUGCAGAACAGAUGAAAGCCCUUUGGAAACUGUCAGGAAUCUCAGAGAAGUCAGAAAACGGAGGUUCUGGAUCCCUCAGAGCAAAAUUUGACCUUUCAGAGGGACCCAGUAAGCCCAGCACACUUGCAGUGCAGUUUCUCAGUGAGGGGAGUACUCUGUCAGGAGUUGGUGUUGAGCUGGUAGGCACUGGCUACAGGCUCUCCUUAGUCAAGAAGCGCUUUGCUACCGGACGCUAUCUGGCUGACUGUUGAUGGACUCGGGAAGGUGAUUGACUCACAGGAGAGUACAGACCUGCCUUUCUGCAUUGUUUGUUUGUUUGCUUCAAACACUAUUCUAACUUGUAUUAUGUCUUUGAAACUUAGACAUGUUUAAGAACUGUCUACAACUAUUAAAUUGCACUUUUGAAGUGAGUCAUUAAGAGAAAUAGUACUGAAAUGAGUUUCAACUCUGUUAAUGACCAGCUGCAAUAUUCAGGAAGCACAUUUAUUUAGAUUCUUAGGAAAAUGAAGUUUUUGGCUGAAAUUUUAUAUCAUCUUCAAUAUCUAAGUUGAAACAGUGGUUAUGGUGUAACGCCAGGCCUGAAGUUUCAGGAAGGCAAGCACAAAAGACCUUAGCUUUCCAUAAAUUUUUAAGGUCAGAGAUAGUUUUGAAAUUUCAUAGGUCUGAUACUGAGUGAAUGCAGAGAAUGUGAAUGCUGAGUUUGAUUAAUGUUAAUUCAGGACACUCGAUCAGAUUGAGUUAUGUGCCAUAGAAUAAAUCAGCCCAGAACUCAAGUUGUAUGCAAAAAUCUGUCAUUUGAUUCUCACUACAUAUUAAUAAAGUGUAAGUGCUGUUUUAUAUGUUUUAAUCCUCAAGUGCAAUGUGUUUUAAAGUAAGCUUGCAAGACAGCAGAGAAAUUUACUUCUGCAAUUAACUUUAUAGAAGUUGUGAUUGUUUUUGAUGAAUUAAUGCUGUAGAUUUAAUUUAUUUUUCUAUGAAUUACAUAAUGUGUGCCUUUUAAAACAAUAACAAAACCCAGAAGUGUGCCUAUCCAAUUUGCAUUCAUUAAUGUGCCUCACUCCCCUUCAAAUUCUGGGUCUUCUGUCCAGGAUCUUACAGUGGUCAAACAUUUUUAUAAGAUAAUUAACUGCAUUUUUUUAUAAAUACCUCCAGGGCUGGAAUUGGACUUAUGCUAAAGAACCCUGACUCAUGUCCUUAGUGUGACGCACUGUAGCUGCUGGCAGAGAAAUAGACCCAGUGGCUAGUUCAUAGGGACAGGGCUUUUUCAGAUACUCAGAUUUUAACUUCAUCAAAAGUAUGUAAUUCUUGAAACAAAUUCUGGAAAUCUGUAAUAAAUUGGUAACUGGUACUUAACUCUAAAUUUUUCCUUUUGCCUGCUGAUCACUGGGGAUGUGCUCAUUCGCUUGCUGAGUCUGAGCACGGUGUUUGUAGUCGUCAGUGAGGGUCACGUUUAGAAGAGAUUAGUUUUGGCACUAGAGAGCAGAACUACCUUUGGUUUUCAUUUCGUGGCUGAAGAAACGGUGAGUUUCUACGUCUCCUUGGAUACUUGGCUGAAGCAUGCUCAGUGUGGGGAGUUGCUGAAGUGAGAGACUGGGUGGGACACCCUCUAAACCGAUAGUAAACCGUAAGACCUCCGCUUGACAGCGUGUUUUCAGUUGCUGUUCACUGAAGGAACUAAAUGUGUUGCAUGGAAUCCUGUGAUUUACACGCGGGACUUUGAUUUGUAAGGAAAAAUUAAGUUGUCCUGCACAUCUCUCGCCUAGUGGAAGCAACAAGUUUGUGUUGUAGAUGGUGAUUUAUAUAGAACCACUACUUGUUCCGGUAAACUUUCCGGAGAACAAGACUCCUACCAGAAAUCUCUGUCACAUCUUGCUAUGGUAAAGACAGCAGCAGAUCUACUUCAUAGCAAUAUUUAUAACACGACAUGUGCUUUCUAUAUAGUCAGUGUGACCCUAGUUCUAAAUUUAGACUUAAGUAAUACAUAAGACAGUUUGCUAAAAUACUCAUUUUAACUGAAUAGUGAGAUUAGAAUGUCUGAUUCUCACACUGUACACUUUGAAUGCCAACUGUAACCCCUUCAUCCUGACUGAUGUACAGUAAAAUGACUCUUAUUGGGCAGCUGAUCUCGUCAGAACUGCAGACACCAUCAUACUCACCAUGCCUGUUUUUAAUCAAGUAUUAUCUAAAAUGCAAAUAGAAGCGAGAUGGGUAAACUUCUGCACUUUUCUUAAUUACUACAGUCUUCAUAUCAAGUGUUGACACAUAACUUUGUAUCGGAUGUAGGGUACAGUUUGGAAGCCAUAUGAGUUUAUAUUGAUUUUUUUCAUUUAAAAAUACACUAAUGGUGUACAAAAGACCAGUCGUUCUUCCAUGGGAAGUGUGUUUAGCAAGCUGGUUCUUGCUUCUGUACAGUGAUGAACUUUGUAGCUGCCUCUUCUCUAACCAACAGUCUGUAGGCACAGGGCUCUGGCAAAUGUAAGCUUUCAUGAUUGUUACUUACUGCUUUGAAUUAGAACAAUGCACAUCUUUUCUUACAAAAUUUUGUAAAUAUUUUUGAUUUUUCAUAAAAUGUAAAUUUUAUGCACAAGUUUUGCCCCUAAUAAACAUGUAAUAUAUAAUUUA
Molecule: messenger RNA, 4898 nt
Organism: Erinaceus europaeus (western European hedgehog)
Lineage: Eukaryota; Metazoa; Chordata; Mammalia; Eulipotyphla; Erinaceidae
Gene: FCHO2
Product: FCH and mu domain containing endocytic adaptor 2
Exons: 25
Coding region: 113-2527 (804 amino acids)
Biological process (GO): clathrin-dependent endocytosis; synaptic vesicle endocytosis; clathrin coat assembly
Cellular component (GO): clathrin-coated pit; plasma membrane; cytoplasm
Source: RefSeq, a predicted model, not a curated record